Molecule: messenger RNA, 4709 nt
Organism: Coregonus clupeaformis (lake whitefish)
Lineage: Eukaryota; Metazoa; Chordata; Actinopteri; Salmoniformes; Salmonidae
Gene: invs
Product: inversin
Exons: 20
Coding region: 368-3355 (995 amino acids)
Molecular function (GO): protein binding
Source: RefSeq, a predicted model, not a curated record
GAGUUAGAAAAAUUGGAAAUGGGAGUUGUAUUUUUCUAAAUAUUUUGCGACCCAGAUGUUUGUGGUCCGAAGGAACACUUUCUGGGACAAAACUUCUAGCAUUAGAGAGUGAGAGAGUCAGGAAGAUACUGAACAAAAUAACAAAUAACCAUAAAAAAAGAUACAUAUAUUUUCCUAAUGUUGACAGUUGCUAAAGGCAUAUUUUUCUCAAUUAUUCCGUGAUUUCUAAUGGUGUAAGAAAGCCAAGGCAGCUACACAGAUUCAGGAUCCAGGAUCAGGGCAGGCAGGGGACCUGGACGUGCAGCCAAGCCCACCGAGGAUGCACUGAGCUGGAGAACAUCUGCUGAGGCCUCCCCCUAGCACUGCCAUGGCAUCUGACCCUUCACCCCCAGGCCCCGCCCCUCUGGGCUCCCAGGUCCACGCAGCCGCCGUCAACGGAGACCGGAGCGUUCUCCUCAGACUCAUCACAGCAGAUCCCUCCCUGCGUGACCGUGAGGACCAGUUUGGGCGUACCCCUCUGAUGUACUGUGUUCUGGCUGACCGUCUGGACUGUGCUGAGACACUGCUGAAGGCUGGAGCCUCUGUUAACAAGACUGACCAUAGCCAACGUACUGCCCUGCACCUGGCCGCACAGAAGGGGAAUGUGCGGUUUCUGAAGCUGCUCCUGUCUCGUCGUGCUGAUUGGCUGCAGAAGGAUCUAGAGGAGGUAACACCCCUCCACCUGGCGACCCGCCACACCUCCCCCAAACCCCUGGCCCUGCUGCUCAAACACAUAGGCCCUGGAGAGGUGGACACACAGGACAAGAACAAGCAGACAGCGCUCCACUGGUCAGCGUUCUAUAACAGGCCGGAGCACGUCAGACUGCUCAUCAAACACGACUCCAACAUCGGCAUCCCAGACAGCGAGGGCAAGAUCCCCCUACACUGGGCUGCACACAGCCAGGAGCACACCGCUACACACACCGUCCGCUGCAUACUGGAGGCGGCUCCUACCGAGUCUCUGUUGAACUGGCAGGACUAUGAGGGGCGCACGCCGUUGCACUUUGCUGUUGCUGACGGCAACGAGGCGGUGGUGGAGGUGCUGACAUCAUACGAAGGCUGCAGCGUCACGGCGUACGACAACCUGUUCAGAACUCCACUGCAUUGGGCUGCACUGCUGGGCCAUGCCAAGAUAGUGCACUUGUUGUUGGAGAGGAACACGUCAGGCACCAUCCCAUCAGACAGCCAGGGAGCCACACCUCUACACUAUGGAGCACAGCGCAACUACGCUGAGACGGUGGGUGUGUUUCUGUCCCACCCCUCUGUGAAGGACGAGCCAGAUCUGGAGGGCCGCACAGCGUUCAUGUGGGCUGCUGGCAAAGGAAGUGAUGAUGUCAUACGCACCAUGCUGACAAUCACGCCUCACAUCGACAUCAACAUGGCCGACAAGUACGGAGGCACUGCGCUGCACGCGGCCUCCCUGUCGGGUCAUGUGAGUACAGUGAGUUUGCUGUUGGAGAGAGGAGCCAUAGUUGACAGUCUAGACGUGAUGAAACACACACCUCUGUUCAGAGCCUGUGAGAUGGGACAUCGCCACAUCAUCCUCACACUUAUCAAAGGCUCUGCUCGUGUCCACCUGGUGGAUCUAGAUGGACACACUGCUCUGCAUUGGGCGGCUCUGGGGGGGAACGCUGAAGUCUGCCAGUUGCUGAUGGAGAAUGGGAUCAAUCCUAACGUCCAGGACCUGGCAGGCAGGACUCCUCUUCAGUGUGCUGCUUACGGAGGAUACAUCACCUGUAUGGCUGUACUACUCAUGGAGAACAACGCCGACCCUAAUAUACAGGACAAAGAGGGCAGGACAGCUCUCCACUGGUCGUGUAACAAUGGCUAUCUGGAUGCUGUGAAGCUGCUGCUGAACUCUAAUGCCUUCCCCAACCACAUGGAACACAACGAGGAGAGGUACACCCCCCUGGACUACGCCCUCCUAGGGGAACACAGUGAGGUGACUCAGUACAUGUUGGAGCAUGGAGCUCUGUCUAUAGCAGCCAUCCAAGACAUCGCUGCUGCUUCCAUCCAGGCCCUGUAUAAAGGAUACACCGUCCGCAAGGCCUUCACUGAGAGGAAACAACUCCUGAUGAGACACGAACAGCUACGCAAGGACGCAGCCAAGAAACGCGAGGAGGAGCAGCGGAGGCGGGAGGCGGAGCAGCAAAUUUCACUGGCCAGAACAGAGAAACAGAGGAUGUUAUUGGCCCGCGCUGAGCAGGAGCAGCUGUCAUUGGCUGAGACUAUGAAGGAACUGUCAGUGUAUGAGAGAGAGGCAGGGGGUGGGGCUAAGACAGCCUCCAAAGCAGAACAGACCAACAGCAAAGAGGAGACACGGAAACACAGAGCUCAUAAAUUUAGAAACAGAUCCUCCAGGAAAGGGAAGGAGGCGGAGCCAGUCAAAGACCCUGACCCCGUGGUGACCCCUCACCCCUCAGUGACCUCUGACACCAUGCCCCCUGCCCAGGCUUCUAGGGUCAGGGAGCGUCUCUCUCCUGCAGGCUGCAGCCGACCCCCCAGCCCAAAACACAGACCCCCCACUACACCCAGGACCAAGAGACGCACCUCCGCAAACACACACACUACCUCCAACACACACACUCCUUCCAACACACACACUCCUUCCAACACACACACUCCUUCCAACACACACACACCAUCCAACACACACACUCCAUCCAACACACACACAUCUACUAGCCCCACCAUGGAUCAAGAAGCCCUCAGCACCAGGGAACGCACCCCUAGAAGCAAGAGAGACGCACACACCACCACACACAACCCCAGACACAGGACACGCCCUGCCACAGACCAUACCACCUCCUCCAGCAAGUACCACACUAAAGCCUCCACACAGUCACACCGCCCCAGCAGCAGCAAGCCCAGGGAGGGGGACAGAGACCAGGCUGCCUGCACUAUCCAACGAGCCUGGAGGAGGUUCCAUGUGCGUGGCAGAUUGAGGGAGGCUCUUGGUGCUAGGAAAGGGAUGGAGACACCUGAGGCCGCCUCCCUCCUGAUCCAGCUGCUCUGGGAUAGGCCGGCUUUCUCUAGUCACACCCCUAUUAGGACCAAGCCUGAGGCCAGAGUUCCGCCCACCAAGACAGCAGCCAAGACCUCAGUGCUGCAAAGCAUCUAUGGAGGUUCUGUGGCCCGAAGGGGGCGCUCUCUCGGGGGUUCUCAGUCUCAGAUACUACUGGACCUGUCACUACGCACACACAGCCAGCUGAGCAGUAUGGAGUGUGUGCACCUGUGUGAUGCAGUGGGGCAGGCCAGGAAGUACUCCUACCACCUCAGACCCCACAGCGCUGGACAGGGCCGGGGGAAACACUGACGACUACACAUACCCUGCAUGUGUCCUUUGUGGCUCAGUUGGUAGAGCAUGGCGCUUGUAAUGCUAGGGUACUGGGUUUGAAUCCCGGGGCCACCCUUAUGUAAAAUGUAUGCACGCGUGACUGUAAGUCACUUUGGCUAAAAGCGUCUGCUAAAUGGCAUACAUAUGUGUGUUGCCGUUAAGUUAUUUACUUACCCAACUGCCUUAUCAUGGUGGGGUUAUUGGCCAGAUUGUACCAAAGAGGAUCUAUAUACUGAGAAAAGGUGGGACCCAAUGCUGUAACUAUGGGAAUACAUUUCUGCAGAGGUGGGAACACUUGAGCCAAUGAGAGGGCAGGUUUGCUUGUGAACAACAGGCAUUGUUUUUGUCAAAGAUGCCACGUGCGUCCACUUAUAUCAGUACAUUCGUAAUAACAAACAUUACGAAACUUACAUUCGAUCAAAUAAGCCUCACUCAUCAAUUCAAUUUUAUGUUGACAAAAUUUAACACUCAUUGACCUCCAUACAAAAAAAUCCCCACUUGGUUUGCGUCAUGCUGUAUUCUCGCACAGACAGAUUUUCUUGCUUAGCCUCUUCCUCUCAGAUUGUACUCUCUUCCUGUGACCAGUAUUAUAAACAAAGCUGUGUGACAUCACAGUCAUGACCUCAAAGGGAGGAGUUAAGUCUACCGACAUGGUGUGUGUGCAAGAUAAUUUCAACCAUACAGAGAAUGAACACACACACAGAGAUAACCUUUCCUCCCAUGUGGAGAAUGAGGCAGUCUGUCAACAGCCAGUCAUACAGCCAGCCCACCUGCAGGCACACACGUCUGCUUGCAGACCCACACACUCUUCCCGUCAGCCAUAACACUUGUACUAGGUUGUAGUCAGCUCUACCUUAGUAUCUACCUGAGCAGUUCGCACAGGCAUGCAUGUCCCUCCCCCUUUCCCCUCAGCCAUAAUAGUAGGUAGACAGAUGUCCACAAGGUACUUUGGCGCCACAGGGUACAGGUGUACCUGUGCUUUCUCUGUAGAAGGACUGUGGAGGGGGUAUAUUUAUGCAUUUUAUACACACUCCGUUACUCUCUUUAAUCGUAUACUAUACGUCACUACCUGCCUUAAAGAGAUGGUCGACUUAAAAUCUAAGUUUGCCAUAUGUUUGUGGCACCUCAUCAAAAAGCCUGUUAUCAUUUAGAGGGGAACUGUCACUUUAAAGAUAGAAACUGUGUUUCAGUGUCAAUGCUGUUCAAUCUGAUGCACUUAUGUUGAAACACCAUCAGAUGCCAAGUCUUUACAACCUCAAUGUGAUAAUGUUAAUAUUGUUUUUCUACUCUUUUAUAAAACUUCCCAAAUAAAUAAAUUGACAAGUUUCACUGA